AUGCCGAAGAACGGCUCUGCCGCUGGCUCGUCACAAUCGCCGCUGACAGUUCGAAAAGACAAGAAGCGCAAACAUGCUUCCCUGACUGCACCUUCAGCAUCAUCGUCCUCUUCGCCCCCCAAGAAGCAGGGUAGAACAGAUGGGACGACACUACAGCUCGACGAUAUCCUGUCCACGCUUUCAGCUGGAACUGGUUUGUGGGAUGGGAAAGAGGGAAAGAGAAAGGAGAAAGAGAAGGAGCGGCCGAUGAAGAAGGCCAAGCAGGACGCUAAGGUGGCGUCAGGAGGGGAAAGCAAAGGUCAGGGCAAGGGCAAGAGUGUGUCUGCCUUGGAGCUGUUGAUGGGAGUCGGUAGCGGAAGUGUGGAGCAGAGCGUGAAGGAGAGGAAGACGAAAGGCCCUGCUAGUGCGAAACACGAGGUGAGGGAGGAGAAGGGGAUAUCAGCCGGUAAUGUUGUCGAUUCAGGGAAGCAGAAGCAAGGAGCAAAAGCGGUGGCCGACAACGUUACGGCCAAUGAAAGACUCAGACAAUCAGGCAACGACGAUGUCCUAGCGAGGAGAGAUGCCCACGCUGCUUCGACUACCUCCCAAACCGCAGUCGCAACCAGAACCACCCAACCGCAAGCACCCACUUCGACGUCCACCUUUGCAUCACCACCGCCUCCCUCCCUCGCACUCACCCCGUCCACUCCCAUCACCACCACCAACACCACCAACCCCUCAACACCGAUUACAGCCGCAGACACCAUAUCGGACGCAGCCAGCACACUCCUCAAGCCACUUCGAGCGCACCUCCGGCUGCUCACGGCGACGUUUGAACGGCUCGGGUCGGAGCGCGUGCUGGUGGACCGAAUCUGGUACAAGAAUAGCGUGCAGUUCAAAAGUGCGCUGUGGUGGCGCGUAGGGGUAUGUGGGGUGCGGCGGGCGCUGCACCGACUGCUGCUGUUGCCUUCGGUUCCUUCGGAUGGGGAGGGAGAGGGGGAGGGCAGCGGUAGUGUGGCUGUUCGCGCGGUGUGCAGUGUGGCGAAGCUGUACGCCGGGCUGGGCGGGGGGUUGCCCGCAUUCCACGCUGCAGCUUCUUGCUCUUUCUCGUCCUCUGGCAAUUCGCCGUACCCCUCGCUGCCCAGGUUCGACGCGAAACCCUCCGCCGCCACAGCACGCGAGUUCCUGGCCACCGCGGAAGCGCAGUCGCAUCUCAGAGAGACGCUGCAGACGCUGCAUGUGCUGCGCAGCGUGCUGCAGGUGGUCAAGCGUCGCUCGCACGCCGCGGGCAAGCUGUUCUUGGUCCACUUGAACACGCCGCCCGCUCCGACGUUUGCGCCUUUGGUUUCCGCGUGUUUUGCGCUGGUCGCGGGCGUGUGUGCCGAGGUCGAAGGCGGGGGUGGGGCUGAUACCGGAGACGCGGAGGCGGAGGGGCUAGAGAGGGUGGUGGGGAGGAUUAUGGAUGUUUUGCAGGGGCUGAAGCGCGGGUGA
Sporisorium graminicola is the source of this 1470-nucleotide messenger RNA. RefSeq lists its product as uncharacterized. The coding region runs from base 1 to 1470 and encodes 489 amino acids. The transcript has a single exon. NCBI's taxonomy places the organism in Eukaryota, Fungi, Basidiomycota, Ustilaginomycetes, Ustilaginales, Ustilaginaceae. The record is from RefSeq and is a predicted model, not a curated record.